AACGGAAGCCUUAAGUGUAUUGUCGGCCGUUUGUUAUUAAGCUAUCGCUGUUUCCCCACCAGAAGCUAUCUGCUACAGGUUGUGUAUGUGUUGCCUCAAGUAUAUAGACAUUAAUAUGCAGCUGUAGUCACCGUUUUCAAGAGAGCUGCUGGUGUAAAAUCGGCGAAGAUGCACAGCCGCCUGCAGGAAUUGAAGAAGGAAGAGGAGACUCUCCUCAAAAUCAAAGUCAUGCUACAAGACCAGCUAAACAGGUUAAAGUUCGAAGAAGGGGCUUUGAAAUCAAUCAUUCGCGCUCAAACAGAGGAAGGAGCAUCUGAAUGCCCGUCUCCAGAAAUUGAGACCAACAUCAACCUUGACGACGAGAACAAGAUCAACAGCACCAAACUUCUGCUGAACACUGCUACAGAUUAUGAUAUGAAAGAGGAGGAGGAGGACGACGAAGAGGAAGAGGAGGAGGAGGAGGACAAUGAAGAUGGUGACAAUGAGUUUGGUUUUGGACCUGACGGGGAUGAGGAAGAAUAUGAUGACGAUUACUGAGCUGCUUUAAUGCUUAAUGUGGCCUCAGUGUUUCUACAAUCUAACAGCAUAGAUUUGUUAACCUGUGUAUUACUUUUCAUGUGAGAAGUUUAAUUUAUUGUCAUACAGUGUGUAGCAGUCGGGUUGAUGUGUGGUGCUAAUUGUGUCUCCUCACCUUUAGAAUCCAUGUUUUCAAUGUAGUGAGCAUUGUCACACCAAAGUAAACCAGUAGGUGCUUAUACUCUACUAGGUGCCGCAAAUCAAGACAUUAAAACGUGCCUGUUAGCAUGAAACAGUAUGGCUGGGCCAUAUGGGAAAUUACAUAAGCACAAAAUAAAAAAUUUUGUAUUUCUU
Messenger RNA from Dunckerocampus dactyliophorus (ringed pipefish), 870 nucleotides. It is a transcript of the gene snapc5, whose product is annotated as small nuclear RNA activating complex, polypeptide 5. NCBI's taxonomy places the organism in Eukaryota, Metazoa, Chordata, Actinopteri, Syngnathiformes, Syngnathidae. Gene Ontology annotation, biological process: transcription by RNA polymerase II; transcription initiation at RNA polymerase III promoter. Gene Ontology annotation, cellular component: nucleus. The record is from RefSeq and is a predicted model, not a curated record. The transcript has 4 exons. Bases 169 to 537 code for a protein of 122 amino acids.